Messenger RNA from Linum trigynum, 252 nucleotides. NCBI's taxonomy places the organism in Eukaryota, Viridiplantae, Streptophyta, Magnoliopsida, Malpighiales, Linaceae. The record is from the annotation of a GenBank genome assembly.
AUGCGAACUCUGCAUAGGAGAGGCAUGUCGUCGCGGUCGUUGCGUGUCGAUCGAUCAAAUCUCCUCGUCGUCACGGCCGUCGCGUGCCAAUCGAUCAGAUCUCCUAGCCCUCGUCGUCGCUGCCUGGCGAGUUCUGGUGGCGGAGUGGCUAUGGUUGGCAAAGUGAUGGAGGGAGCCAAUUGGGCGAUGAUAAGAGCUUGGAUUUUCUUUCUCCUUCUCCUCCUCUUCGUGUGUGGGUCUGUGUCUCUGUGA